This is a messenger RNA of Colossoma macropomum (tambaqui), 1175 nucleotides long. It is a transcript of the gene gpx2, whose product is annotated as glutathione peroxidase 2. Gene Ontology annotation, biological process: response to oxidative stress. The record is from RefSeq and is a predicted model, not a curated record. NCBI's taxonomy places the organism in Eukaryota, Metazoa, Chordata, Actinopteri, Characiformes, Serrasalmidae. The transcript is spliced from 2 exons. Gene Ontology annotation, molecular function: glutathione peroxidase activity.
CACAUCCAGGCUGUGGCAAACUUGGACCAUGACCUUCAUAGCCAAGACGUUUUAUGACCUGCGUGCUACAACGCUGGAGGGGGAUUCAGUAGAUUUUAAUGUCUUCCGAGGACGAGUGGUGCUUAUUGAGAAUGUAGCGUCCCUCUGAGGGACAACCACCCGGGACUACAGCCAGCUCAACCAGCUCCAGAGCAGGUACCCGCACCGGCUGGUGGUCCUGGGUUUCCCCUGUAACCAGUUCGGCUACCAGGAAAACUGUAAUAAUGGAGAAAUCCUGAACUGCUUGAAGCAUGUGCGCCCAGGGGGAGGCUAUGAGCCUGGCUUCACCAUAUUUGAGAAGUGUGAUGUGAACGGAGCCAACACUCAUCCCGUCUUCGCAUACUUGAAAGACAAACUCCCGUACCCAGAUGAUGACCCAACCUCUUUCAUGCAGGACCCCAAGUUCCUCAUCUGGAGUCCCAUCAGUCGGACUGAUAUCUCGUGGAACUUUGAGAAGUUCCUCAUCGGCCCUGAAGGCGAGCCAUUCAAGAGAUACAGCAAGAAGUUUGAGACCAUUGCCAUUGAACCCGACAUUCAAAGGUUGCUGAGGCUGACCAAGAACUAAUCAAACCAACCAUCUCGUCUAAGCUCAUUGCACAACUUCACCUCAAAAUGUAUUUCAUCUAACGUUGGCACCACUGUGGCACCCUUUACCUUCUCUUAUUUUACUUGAUGAGGGUGAUGCUCUAAACUCAAGGGGUAUCAGCUGAGAUGGUGUAAACAUAAAAGAAAUGUAGAGGAUGCUAACAGCGACCUGCUGAAAAGCUUUAAUAAAAAAAUAAAAAGUAAGCGACAUUGAUCUUGUUUUGUGAUGGGAUAUUUUGUUAACAUAGAGAUAGGCCUAUAGUACAGGCACUGAAAUCUGGAUAAUGAGGUUAAAAGAUUUAGAUUUCUGCCUAGUCAUAUUGUUAAAGUGUAAACAGAGUCAUUCAGAGUGGUUUGAUGUGAAAUGCUCCUUUGUAGUGAAACGUAUCAAGUCAGAAUUGUCCACAGUGGUGGUGAAAAGAACCAGACGUCUGAAGCAUUUCAUGCCGCUGAAAGCUACGCCACAAAAAGCUAUUACAUAAAAAAGGUUACAAACACGCUGCCUGAUGACAUUGAUAAAAAAGAUUUUGGUCUAAAGAGUAUUUUUAAAA